This is a messenger RNA of Lathyrus sativus (Indian pea), 693 nucleotides long. NCBI's taxonomy places the organism in Eukaryota, Viridiplantae, Streptophyta, Magnoliopsida, Fabales, Fabaceae. The record is from the annotation of a GenBank genome assembly.
AUGGGGAGGUGUGAAAGGGAAUUCUAUGACUUUUGGGUGAAAUGGUCUAAUGUAUGUAGGCAUAAGAAGAGUGGGGGUUUAGGUGUUAGAGAUCUUCGAAUGGUUAACCUAGCUCUCUUAGAUAAAUGGAGAUGGAGGCUUAUGUCGGGUGCUUCUGGUCUUUGUUUCGAUAUCCUUUUUUCUAUGUAUGACUAUUCCGUCGUCACCUCGUUAUGCAAGGGUCAGUCGGUGAAGUCUCACUCCAUCUCUUCUUGGUGGAAAGAAGUGUCCCUUCUUGGAUCUAAAAAGGAUAAUCCUCCUAUUUGGUUUGAGAUUGGGAUUGUUAAGAAGGUUGGGCCAGGUCUUCAGACAUCUUCUUGGAAAGGCUCUUGGAUAGAGGGUAUACCCCUUAAAACUAGGUUUCAAAGACUCUUCACCAUCUCUAAGAGGCAGGAUGACACUGUAGGUGAGAUUGGUAAGUGGAUAGAUGAGAGGAUUUCUCUGAACCAUUGUUGGAGGAGAUCUUUUAUUGUCUAUGAGGAAUCUAUGGUGGCUGAUUUUUUCUUGGUUCUGCAGGAGUUUCAAUUUAGUGAAGAGAAUGAUAGGUGUGUAUGGAGACAUACUAGAGACAGGUUGUUCUCGGUGGCGUUUACUUGUCAAAUCCAAGCUGGCAUUUGCCCUUCACCGAAGGAUUCUUUAUCUAGGGAGAAUUAA